Molecule: messenger RNA, 2865 nt
Organism: Aspergillus caelatus
Lineage: Eukaryota; Fungi; Ascomycota; Eurotiomycetes; Eurotiales; Aspergillaceae
Product: glycosyl hydrolases family 31-domain-containing protein
Exons: 4
Coding region: 1-2865 (954 amino acids)
Biological process (GO): carbohydrate metabolic process
Molecular function (GO): carbohydrate binding; hydrolase activity, hydrolyzing O-glycosyl compounds
Source: RefSeq, a predicted model, not a curated record
AUGUAUCUUAAGAGGCUGCUCACUUCGGCUGCAGCCCUGAGCGGCUCCGUCUUUGCCCAGAGCAAGGAUGGGGUGGAGGCGCUCGAUGGCCCCGGCAAUGACCUAUACGUCAAGGACCUUUCUGGAUGCCCGGGAUACAAGGCCACAAAGCACUGGCAGACUCGGUCUGGCUUUUAUGCAGACUUGACCCUCGCUGGGCCGGCAUGCAAUGUCUUCGGAACUGAUCUCCCAGACUUGAAGCUUGAAGUCGAGUAUCAGACUAGCGAUCGUCUCCACGUCAAGAUCUUGGACACCAACAACACGGUCUAUCAAGUUCCAGACAGUGUUUUCCCGCGCCCUGGGUUCGGUGAAUGGUGUUCUCCGAAGGACAGCAAGCUCAAAUUCGACUUCCAAGCCGACCCAUUCUCGUUCACCGUGUCUCGGACGGAUACCGGCGAAGUGCUCUUCGAUACCACCGGCAACAAGCUGGUAUUCGAGAGCCAAUAUGUGUACCUGAAGACACACCUGCCGCAGAACCCACAUCUGUACGGACUGGGCGAGCACAGCGAUGCCUUCAUGCUCAACACGACCAACUACACCCGGACCAUCUACACCCGUGAUUCUUACGGAACGCCUCAGGGCGAGAACUUGUACGGCGCUCAUCCCAUCUACUUUGACCACAGGCACACUGGUACUCACGGAGUGUUCCUACUCAACUCCAACGGUAUGGAUAUUUUCAUCGACAACAACGCCACCCAGUUCCUUGAGUACAACAUCAUCGGUGGUGUUCUCGAUUUCUACUUCAUUGCUGGACCCUCCCCACGUGACGUGGCCAUCCAGUACGCUGAAAUCACCCAGACCCCAUUGAUGACUCCUUACUGGGGACUGGGUUAUCACCAGUGCAAAUACGGCUAUCAGGACGUCUACGAGGUUGCCGCUGUUGUCGCCAACUACUCAACCAACAACAUUCCCCUCGAAACAAUCUGGACUGAUAUUGACUACAUGGACCGUCGCCGCAUCUUCACGAUUGAUCCAGAACGGUUCCCGGCUGAUCUGUAUAAAGAUCUUGUGGACACAGUCCAUGCAAGGGACCAGCGUUACAUGGUCAUGGUCGAUCCUGCCGUGUACUACAAGGAGUCUAACCCGGCGCUCGAUGAAGGUCUCAAAUAUGACAUCUUCAUGAAGGAGACCAACGGCACUGAAUAUCAGGGUGUCGUUUGGGCUGGUCCCAGUUACUUCCCGGACUGGUUCCACCCUGAGUCCCAGCAGUACUGGACUGAGCAGUUCCUGACGUUCUUCGACGGGACCAAUGGUCCUGAUAUUGAUGCUUUGUGGAUCGACAUGAAUGAGCCCGCAAACUUCUACAACCGCCCGUACCCAGGCAACAACACCACCCCCGAGAAUUUCGCCGAAGUGGACGGUGACCCUCCCGCUGCACCACCAGUUAGAGACGGCCCGGAUGCUCCUAUCCCUGGCUUCCCAGCCAGCCUUCAGCCAAACUGGGUUAGCGACGACGCGACCGAAAAGCCCGCAACUCCUGCUGUUGUCAAACGUGAACGCUCGCGAUCCCGCCGCAACCUCGGUGCUGGCCACUGGCGGUCUGCCAAGGGUAAAUUCGACUCGCGCGCUGGCUGGCAACACGGCAAACAGACCGGUUCUGGCUGCGGUCCCAACGAGUGCAAGGGCCUUCCCAACCGUGAGCUCAUCAGGCCGCCAUACAUGAUCCAGAACGGCGCCGGUCCCACUCUUGCCGACAGCACCGCCGACACGGAUCUGGUGCAGAGUGGUGGAUACGUCCAAUACGAUACCCACAACCUUUACGGCGCUAUGAUGUCCUCGCACUCUCAUAAUGCCAUGCGAGCUAGGCGUCCGGAUGACCGAGCUUUGGUGAUUACCAGGAGCACGUUUGCCGGCUCUGGAAAGGAUGUGUCUCACUGGCUUGGAGAUAAUGUAUCCGGGUGGCUUUGGUACCGCCUCUCCAUCAGUCAGAUUCUGCAGUUCGCGUCCUUGUACCAAAUCCCCGUCGUGGGUCCCGACGUUUGCGGUUUCGGUGGUAAUGUCACAGAGACCCUCUGUGCCAGAUGGGCAACCCUUGGCUCCUUCUACACAUUCUUCCGCAACCACGCCGAGAUCUAUGCCAACCCUCAAGAAUUCUACCGCUGGCCGACCGUAGCUCAAGCCGCCCGCAACGGAAUCUCCAUCAGAUACCAGCUCCUUGACUACAUCUACACAGCUAUCUACAAGCAAAACCAAACCGGCACACCCACCCUCAACCCCCUAUUCUUCAACUACCCCAACGACCCCAACACUUACCCCAUUGACCUCCAGUUCUUCUACGGUGACGGAAUCCUCGUCUCUCCCGUCACAGAGGAGAACAGCACAAGCGUCACCUUCUACCUCCCCGACGACAUCUUCUACGAAUGGGGCACCGGCAAGCCCGUCCGCGGACAGGGCGAAUACGUCUCCCUCGACAACAUCGACUACACAGACAUCACCGUCCACUAUAAGGGUGGCAUUGUCUACCCCCAGCGCGUCGAGAGCGCGAACACCACCACCGCUCUGCGCCAGAAGGGCUUCAACAUUGUUGUUGCGCCGGGCUUGGAUGGCCACGCCGAGGGCUCGCUGUAUCUUGAUGACGGCGAGUCAGUUGUGCAGGAUACUGUGUCGGAGAUCGACUUCGUUUAUGAGGAUGGUAAGCUUAGUAUGACGGGUUCGUUUGAGUACGAGGCUGGUGUUAAUAUUGAGCUCAUCACUGUCUUGGGUGUGGAGAGCAAGCCUGAGGGCGUUGAUGGUGAUGAGGAUGUGGAGUAUGAUGCCGAGAACCAGAAGUUGGUGAGACAUGUUGAUGUGCCUUUGACGGGCGAGUAUGAGGUUACGAUUCUGUGA